Messenger RNA from Verticillium dahliae VdLs.17, 813 nucleotides. RefSeq lists its product as uncharacterized. Lineage: Eukaryota; Fungi; Ascomycota; Sordariomycetes; Glomerellales; Plectosphaerellaceae. Bases 1 to 813 code for a protein of 270 amino acids. The transcript has 3 exons. The record is from RefSeq and is a predicted model, not a curated record.
AUGGCUCUUCGAUCUUCCAUCUCGUCAUCCUCAUCCACCAAGACCCAGAUUCAGACCCAGAUUCAGACCGCCAUCCUGAGUUCUGGCAUCAGCUCACGCCUGCUGCCCCAUUUUCUCCAUCACAUCGUUGCCGUGACCUCCACCUUUCACUCGUCGCCCUCGCUGCAGCAUCUGCCCUUUCGGCACCAUCGCCUUGUGCCUGACUGGUCGAUCGACUGUCGUCUCAUGCAGUUUUAUGACGAGCCCUCCCAAACAGUUGAUAUGCGUGUCUCAGGAUCCCAUCACAAAAGGUCACCGGUCGACGGCACCCUCAAACGAGCAGAGAAGCAGGUACUAUGUACGCCAUCUCGUCGAUGGGCUUGGUUUCCAUCUCAAGUUGGUGGACGCCCCACGCCUGUCCGUGGAUGUUGUUGUGCCCACGUGAAGCCCAUCCGCGCCGUAGCUCAACAGGGUGCCCCAUCAUCUCUCGUGAUUGGAGAGAGUCGGCAUUGGGCUGCUGCUUCAGGCUGCUCGAGGCCGGACAAUGACCUGGAGGAGGAGGAGGCCCAGCGGGGUACUGGCAUCAACACAAUACAAAGCUGUGUCUCUCGGGGUAGACCUAGCUCGCUAGAGAGUCGUCUGGAUGACGAGCGAGCGGUCUGGCCAGCAACGGCUUCAAGGCCCACCACUAAUUAUCACCAGCACCCGUUCAGUGGGUGGCCUUGGUGCCCACCAGUGAGCUUUGAUCCGCCGAGCAUGAUCGACCACUCCACAGCGGCACCGCUGGUGAUCACCUGCUGGUGCCACCGGUGCAGAACGGUGCCGUAUUCGUGA